ACAUUUGGCUUUGACCCAGCUCCCAUUGACAACACUCCCAUUUCGAAUCGCAGCCCACGACAAGAAGCAGCUGUAAUAUAUCCAUUUGUUAGAUUAAUUUUCACGGAGGAGAAGCCUUGACAGCUAUUGUCCGAUGCAGAGGGCCAACAGGUAUCUACGGCAGUGCCAGCGCCCGUGCCAGGAACUAUAAUAUCCCGACGUGUUGGCCCGGGGCCCACUCCAGCGGCAUGCCACGGGUACCUGGACGUCAGAAAAUUGCAAGAGGAGAAAUCAUUCUGACGGCAAAACCCUUUAUCUACAUUUUGAAUGUAGUUAAUAGAGGUCUUUGCUGUGAUCACUGCUUAAAGAGGCAAAAUGGCUUACAGCGAUGUUCUGGAUGCGCCAAACAGUGGUACUGCAAUAGAGACUGUCAACGUGGGUCAUGGGAUAUGCAUCGAUUUGAGUGUAAAAACUUGAAUCGCAUCUAUCCUUUGGAUCCUCCAGAUGCUGCAAGGCUCCUGGCAAGGGCAAUCUUUCGACUCAAGAAUGGUGGAGACAAAACAGAAGAGAAGAUAGAGGAAGGAAGAUUUAGAAAGUUCAAAGAUUUAAUGGAUCAUAAUAAGGAUAUCAAGGAGGAUGAAAAAAGAUAUGAACACUUCUUGUCACUGGUAGUUGUUUUACACAAAUAUAUUGGAGAUGAGAAUCUUCCCAACGAAGCAGACCUUCUGAGGAUAUUCGGUCAAAUUUGUAUUAACAGUUUUAACAUCAAUGAUGACAAUCUGAAUCCAGUGGGGACAGGGCUCUAUCUUGCUGCUUCAAUAUUUGAUCAUUCUUGCCAACCAAAUGCCUUUGUGACUUUUGACGGCACCUCAUUGACUGUUCGGUCCUUGAUUGACUGGAAGACCAUAGACUGGAAUAAGAUUAGAAUCAGUUAUAUUGAUGUCAUGAACACUAAGGAAGACCGUCUUAAGGAACUACACCAGCGAUAUUAUUUUUGGUGUGACUGUAACCUUUGUCAUGACAUGAGAAGGGAUAUGGUAAUGUCAUCCAUCAUUUGUGGUAACAAGGCCUGCACUGCACCAGUUUAUAUUGAUGACAAAGAAGAUGUAGAUGCUGCUGUUGGGCCUUGUUCAGAAUGUGGAUUUAGUGAUUUUGAACCCAGCACAAGAGCCAGAUAUUAUGAAGUCCUGACAUUUAGUCGAGAUGAGAUUAAAACAAUGGAGAACAGUAACUGCUUUUACCUAGACAUCUGCAAAAAAUUGUUGGAACUUCAGGAAAAUAUGUUUCAUAAAUUAAAUGUCUGGCAAGCCAAAGCACUGGAUUGUGGAUUUGAAGCAGCAAUUGGUUUAAACAUGUUCGAAACUGCAAAGAAGUUUGGUAUUGAAAAUGUGGAUGCUAUCAAAUAUUAUUAUGGUGAACAACAUCCAACGUAUGGAAUGAUACUUUUGAAGAUUGGGAAGAUCUGUGACUUUUUAGGGGAUAUAAAAGAAUCCCUGUAUUUCCUGCAGCAAGCAGAACCUAUUCUGCGUGUAGGUCUCGGAUCGCAGCACCCGGCAUGCAGGGAACUGUGUGAACUUCAGCAUAAAGUACUUGAAGAAAUAAAAUGUACUUCGAUGCAAUAAAAGUCUGCGAAAGGAUAUACAGGUAUGUAAAGUAUCCUCGGGAUGUUGAUGUAGUUCUACCAGCAGGUGUGUUACAAGCUGAACGAUAAUCAUCUCUUCGAUUUUCAUCUGAAUCUUCAGCAAAAUAUUCGGAGACUGUAGUCAACGCAUAUAUAUCCAUAAGUUUAAUUCAUAAAUCAUUCAUUGAUCACAGUGCUAUAGCAUACAUCAUGUUGUUAUUCAUGGUUUCUCUACUAAAGAAAUUUUGUGUUUUUCAUUGUUUUAAGGAAGCAAGACCGCUUUUGAUAAUAAACGUGAUAGAUCAGUAAAUUAUUUUAGCCUGAUUUUAUGUAAAGCUUUCAACUGUUCCUUUGAUUUGUUGAAAAAUCAUGGCCAGCAAUGUACCAUUGUUUAUGUGUUAACAAUAAGUAAUAAAUUGUAACCAGU
This is a messenger RNA of Penaeus chinensis, 2027 nucleotides long. RefSeq names its product histone-lysine N-methyltransferase SMYD3-like. Bases 228 to 1601 code for a protein of 457 amino acids. Gene Ontology annotation, molecular function: protein binding. Gene Ontology annotation, cellular component: nucleus. The record is from RefSeq and is a predicted model, not a curated record. NCBI's taxonomy places the organism in Eukaryota, Metazoa, Arthropoda, Malacostraca, Decapoda, Penaeidae. The transcript has 11 exons.